AUGGUUGGCGAACCAAUUAAUUCACCUGGCGGAGUCAGAGUCGAACUCCAACGUCAAGGAGGUAGAAGACGUCGGUGGGACAGUGAAGCUGAAAAUUUAGUUCUGGAAGCUGAAUAUCAAUCCAAUGGGCGAUUACGAAUCAAGAUAACUCCACCCACAGGGCCACCCCGGUUUGAAGUACCACUUGACAUCUUACCACCUGCCGAAGGAAACGAAAACCCAUUGUACCAACUCCAGUUCGAAAACUCGCCUUUAUUUUCUUUCAAGGUCAGUCGGAAGGCGACAGGAACGGUGCUUUUUGACACGACAAUUGGCCAAAACAAUUUCAUUUAUGCCGAUCAAUACCUCACUUUGAGUUGGCAACUACCCAGUGAAAACGUUUAUGGAAUUGGAGAAAACGAGCAAACGAGCUUCCGACAUGACUUUUCUGCAAAUAAAAUAUAUCCUCUAUGGGCGCAGGAUCACACCCCUGAAGGCACCGUAAACAUUUAUGGAGUACAACCAUACUACACGGUUUUGGAAUCGGAUGGAAAUGCACAUUCCGUGGCUUUGAUCAACGCUAACGCCCAAGAGUUCACAAUGCGUCCUGGAGGCUCGAUUAGUUAUGUUACAAUUGGUGGGGUGUUGGAUAUCUUGUUCUUUCUUGGCCCCACCCCUGAAAAUACGGCGCAGCAAUAUACAGAGACUGUCGGCCGUUCAACAAUGCCUCCAUACUGGGGACUAGGUUUUCAGUUAAGCCGUUACGGAUACAAUUCAAUAGAAAACAUGAGAUCAGCAGUGGAUCGAACUGAGCAUUAUGAUAUUCCUCACGACGUUCAAUACGCCGAAAUGGAUAUUAUGGAUCGUGGACUUGUUUUCACAUAUUCCGAAGGUAACUUCCCAGGUCUUCCAGAAUAUGUUAGAGAGCUCAAAAGUAAAGGGAUAAAAUUCGUGACGAUAUUGAACCCAGCUAUAAGCAUUGGUGAACCGGCCGGGUCAUACGAGCCUUUCGAACUGGGUCAGACAAUGGACGUUUGGGUAAAACGAGCGGAUGGUUCCCCUGAAGAAGGGAAGGGACUUCCUAACGCUCCAACUUAUUUCCCGGACUAUUCUAAACAAUCCACAAAAGAUUGGUGGAUCUAUUUAAUUAAAAAGUUUCACGAACUCCUUGAAUAUGAUGGCCUUGGGAUCGACAUGAAUGAACCAGCUAAUUUUCGUAUUGAUAAUAAUGCAUGCGAGUCGAAUAAUUGGAACAGUCCGCCAUACCUUCCACCAAUUUCUGGAAGAAGUUUGUGGUCUUUCACCCUUUGCGCUGACAGUGUACAACAAGCUGGGAAGCAUUAUGACGUCCAUUCCUUGUAUGGCUGGUUCCAAUGGGUACAACUGAAGGGACAGGCAAAAGAAGUUUGGUACUUACGCGCUCAACGUUUCUAG
Messenger RNA from Folsomia candida, 1413 nucleotides. RefSeq names its product maltase-glucoamylase, intestinal. The record is from RefSeq and is a predicted model, not a curated record. Lineage: Eukaryota; Metazoa; Arthropoda; Collembola; Entomobryomorpha; Isotomidae. Gene Ontology annotation, biological process: carbohydrate metabolic process. The transcript is spliced from 13 exons. Gene Ontology annotation, molecular function: carbohydrate binding; alpha-1,4-glucosidase activity. Bases 1 to 1413 code for a protein of 470 amino acids.